AGCCACCCAUCCUGAUCCAGCCCCCCAUCCUAAAACAGCCCCCUAUCCUGAUCCCCCCACCUGAGCCAGCCCUCCAUCUUGAGCCCCUCCACCUUGAGACAGACCCCACCCUGAGAUAGCCCCCCCCCCCUUCCUGAGCCCCCCAGUCUGCCAGCCAUGGUGCCCCCCACUAGCAGUGUGGUUUUGCGGUGAGACCCCCCAUCAUGGUGCAGAAAUCUCGCAAUGGGGGGGUGUACCCCGCCCCCCCCGCAGAGAAGAAGCUGAAGGUGGGCUUCGUGGGGCUGGACCCGGGGGCCCCGGAAUCCAGCCGGGAUGGGGCCCUUCUCAUAGAUGGCUCCGAGCUGAAGCGGGGCAGAAUCCUCAGCAAGCCCAGGUCGGGGGUCUGCGGCACCGGGAAGCCCCCCAAACGGAAUGCCUUCUACCGCAAACUACAGAACUUCCUCUACAACGUCCUGGAGAGACCCCGGGGCUGGGCCUUCAUCUACCAUGCCUAUGUAUUCCUGCUGGUUUUUUCCUGUUUGGUUCUGUCCGUCUUCUCCACAAUCAAAGAGUAUGAGAGCAGCUCGGAGGGCGCACUCUACAUUCUGGAGAUCAUAACCAUUGUGGUCUUUGGGGUGGAAUAUUUUGUCCGAAUUUGGGCUGCCGGCUGCUGCUGUCGUUAUCGCGGCUGGAGGGGGCGCUUAAAGUUUGCCCGCAAGCCAUUCUGUGUGAUUGACAUCAUGGUUCUUGUGGCCUCCAUCGCAGUCCUGGCUGCAGGUUCCCAGGGGAAUGUCUUUGCUACAUCUGCCCUUAGAAGUCUGAGAUUCUUGCAGAUUCUGCGCAUGAUUCGUAUGGACCGGAGAGGAGGGACAUGGAAACUUCUGGGCUCAGUGGUGUAUGCACACAGCAAGGAGCUGAUAACUGCCUGGUACAUUGGAUUCCUGUGCCUUAUCCUGGCUUCCUUCCUGGUAUACCUGGCAGAGAAGGAGGAGAAUAACAUGUUUGAUACCUAUGCAGAUGCCUUGUGGUGGGGACUGAUUACACUCACCACAAUCGGUUAUGGAGAUAAAUAUCCCAAGACGUGGAACGGCCGACUUCUCGCUGCUACCUUCACUCUGAUUGGAGUCUCCUUUUUUGCUCUUCCUGCUGGAAUUCUUGGAUCGGGGUUUGCACUUAAAGUUCAAGAGCAGCAUCGACAGAAACAUUUUGAAAAGAGGCGCAACCCAGCGGCAGGAUUAAUUCAGUCUGCCUGGAGAUUCUACGCCACCAAUCUGUCCCGGUUAGAUCUCCACUCUACCUGGCAGUAUUACGAGCGGACAGUCACGGUGCCCAUGUACAGCUCCCAAGCUUACGGAGCCUCCAGACUGAUCCCUCCUCUUAACCAGCUGGAUCUUCUGAGGAACCUAAAGAGCAAAUCAGGACUCACUUUCAGGAAAGACCAGCAGGCUGAGCCAUCUCCCAGCCAGAAAGUAAGUCUAAAAGAGAGAGUCUUCUCCAGCCCCAGAGGAGUGGCCUCCAAAGGCAAAGGUUCCCCUCAAUCUCAAGGUUUGCGGCGUUCCCCAAGUGCAGACCAAAGCUUAGAUGACAGUCCCAGUAAAGUGCCCAAGAGUUGGAGCUUUGGGGACAGAGGACGUACACGCCAAGCCUUCCGCAUUAAGGGGUCGGCAUCACGGCAAAAUUCCGAAGCAGCUAGUCUACCAGGAGAAGAAGUUGCAGAUGAAAACAGAAAUUGCAACUGUGAAUUUCUUGCUGACGAUCUGACGCCAGGACUGAAGGCCUCCAUCCGAGCCGUGUGCAUUAUGCGGUUCAUGGUGUCCAAACGAAAGUUCAAGGAAAGCCUCAGACCGUACGACGUCAUGGAUGUGAUCGAACAGUACUCUGCCGGACACCUGGAUAUGCUCGCCCGGAUCAAAAACCUGCAGUCAAGGAUAGAUAUGAUUGUCGGCCCCCCAGCCCCUUCAACACCCCGGCAUAAGAAGUUACACAGCAAAGGAUCUGUGCAUUCUACCAAAGAAUCUCCCCAGUACUCUCCUAGAGUGGACCAGAUUGUUGGAAGAGGAGGCUCAAUCACCGACAAGGACAGAGCCAAAGGAACGGCUGAAGCAGAGAUGCCGGAGGAUCCAAGCAUGAUGGGUCGACUGGGCAAAGUGGAAAAGCAGGUUAUGUCCAUGGAGAAGAAACUGGAUUUCCUUGUGAACAUCUACAUGCAAAGAAUGGGAAUCCCACCUUCCGAAACAGAAGCUUACUUUGGGGCCAAGGAUCCUGAGCCAGCCCCCCCAUAUCAUAGCCCGGAGGAGACCCGGGACCCAGCAGAAAAGAAUGUUUGCAUCACCAAAAUUAUCCGUUCCACCAGUUCCGUGGGGCAGAAAAACUUUAGUGCUCCACCUACCCAAGGGACAGGUCCCACUCACUGCCCUCCGUCCACCUCAUGGCAUCAACAGCAACCAUAUCACCGGCAUAGCCAUGGCUCCUCUCCAGUCGGCGAUCCAGGCAGUUUGGUGAGAAUUCCUCCGCCACCAUCGCAUGAACGCUCACUCUCCGCAUAUGGAGGGAGCAGGAUAAGUGGAGGAGAGGAAGGGUUAGCCAAACACCGGGACCCUGCAGCCCUUCGAGAUAGUGAUACUUCCAUAUCUAUUCCUUCUGUGGACCAUGAGGAGCUUGAACGUUCUUUCAGUGGUUUUAGCAUUUCCCAGUCUAAGGAGAACCUGGAUGUUCUGAACAAUGGGGCAGUGGCAGCAGGUACUGGUCCCAGUGGUAAAGUCCGCCCUUACAUCGCUGAGGGCGAGUCAGAUACAGACUCAGACCUUUGUACACCCUGCGGGCCACCUCCCAGGUCAGCUACGGGGGAGGGACCUUUUGGUGACAUGGGGUGGUCCGGUAGCAAGUAAGCUGGUAUAGAGUUAUUUUUGAGACGUGUAGGCACUGAGUGUGGGGGAAUUAAACUUGUCUUCUCCCUCAAAGGUGCAGCCACCACAAGGACAUUAAGGGUAGAAGCGUGUCACCCUUUGUGAAUGAAUGAAAAUUAUUCAUCAUGCUGAGCUUGUGGUUGGGUGUUCAGGGCUGACACUGCCUGUUUUAUUCCCAGCCUGUAAUAAUGUGGCUGUGUAUCCCUUUACCUUUAUGAGUUACACAUCUAAUAUCAGAGCUGUGCUUUGAUUUAAAGAUUCACGUAUAGGAAUCAAGCCAACACGAUGACCAACAGUGCUAAACUCAAUAUAUGGCCCAAUCUGUGCCAACGACAUCAUUUGAUUGGCAGCUAUCCCAUGGUUUAUAUAUUUUUCAUUGUGUUUAUAGAAAAAUAAGGGCAAGCCACGAUUAUAUGUUAUAAUGUUUUCUUUUAUAAACAGAGUUCUUCAUUUUAAUGUUGUAGACACAAAAUACAUUAUCCUGAAGUCACAUUGUCCAUUUAAUUCUAAACCACUUAUUGGCCCUUGGCCCGGUAGCCAGCACAGGAAGCAGAAUGCCCUGAAUGUCUGCUUUACUAGGCAGACAGUCAAUGCUUUAAGAUUUACUGGAGAAAAAACAACAAAUUGGUGAGCAAAUGGUUGAGGAAAUAUCAGCUGAUGCCUUCCUCUGCACCAUAUGUACUAAAGAACUAUCUGUCCAGCGUUCCCCUGGUACCGGGGCGAGAUGUCUUGUAAUGUCACGGUUUUACUCGAUCAUUUUAUGCUCCACCCACAUCCUGCCUGUGCGCACCUCACAGAGCCUUUAUUUGUUGAUUUUUACAGUGCGUUGGGUGCCUGUUAAUGGGGCCUGGUCAGGCUAUUUCGUUAUUUUUUUUUAUUUUUUUUUUUAAUUCUUUAUUUUUGUAGUGCAAAG
Pelobates fuscus (common spadefoot toad) is the source of this 3798-nucleotide messenger RNA. It is a transcript of the gene KCNQ2, whose product is annotated as potassium voltage-gated channel subfamily Q member 2. NCBI's taxonomy places the organism in Eukaryota, Metazoa, Chordata, Amphibia, Anura, Pelobatidae. Gene Ontology annotation, biological process: potassium ion transmembrane transport. Gene Ontology annotation, molecular function: voltage-gated potassium channel activity. Gene Ontology annotation, cellular component: membrane; voltage-gated potassium channel complex. Bases 204 to 2867 code for a protein of 887 amino acids. The transcript has 17 exons. The record is from RefSeq and is a predicted model, not a curated record.